AUGGGGUUGGUUAUCGCGGGAAUAUUAUACUUUUUCGUUUCGCUUGGUCAGCCGAUAUUUUACGAUGUUGCAGCUUUGCUUCAAUUCGCCAUUUUCGCGAGUUACCCAUGGGGUCAUGUGAUUAAUCCGAUUGAAACCGAGGUCAUGCUGCUCGGCUUUAAUUUGUUUUGUCUUCAUCUGCUGUCAGACGAUCAUCCCUACCGGACCCAAGAAACAACGUUUCUAUCGCGAGAUGAAGGCGUUUCGCAGAUGGGGAAGACUGAAAAACCGGACUAUCGACUACUUUUCCGAUGUGGUCAUGGGCGAAAUGGGCGAACUGAUUUGUUGAAAGUUUUAGUCGUUUUUGGUUUUUGGUUGCUGAACGCGUUCCUGGUAGCCCAGUCGGCACUUCUCUACCUCAUUUGUGAUGUCUACUACAAGGAACCGUUUGCAUCAAUGUAUAUCAAUGUCAAAAAGGCAGCCUUGUCUCUUAACACGAGCGUGCCACUUGCCACUGAUGCCGAUCAUAUAGUAUUACAACCGAUGCACGCAAGCGUAGCCGCCCAUGGCGAUUCAAUGCUUUCUUGGCUUUGGCACGACUGGACUUUGGUGCUUCAACAGUUAGCGAUAGCGACAUAUUUUAUGACUCUCAACCGCAGGACAUCUUUCCGACGGAAAUUGCUCCCGUUCUCGAUUGCCGCCAUUACGACGUUUCCAACGCUGCGGUUAUUGGUUCGAUUCAUGGCAAAGAAAAAGAUAUACUUG
Messenger RNA from Mesorhabditis belari, 744 nucleotides. The record is from the annotation of a GenBank genome assembly. Lineage: Eukaryota; Metazoa; Nematoda; Chromadorea; Rhabditida; Rhabditidae.